Messenger RNA from Miscanthus lutarioriparius, 1203 nucleotides. The record is from the annotation of a GenBank genome assembly. NCBI's taxonomy places the organism in Eukaryota, Viridiplantae, Streptophyta, Magnoliopsida, Poales, Poaceae.
AUGCCUUUCAGCAGCAUGAUCCAGGAGAUGAAGGGCGAGAUCGGCGCCAUCUCCUCGCGCGGCUUGCUGCGGUUCCGGUCGGACCGGCCGGGGGGUCACGCCGCCGCCGGGCGAGCGCCGGCAGCCGCCGAGCCGUUCGAGGCGCUGCGGGAGAGCUGCUGGGCGCAGGUGCCCCCCGAGCUCCUAAGGAUGGUGCUGGUCAGGGUCGAAGACGAGGAGGCGCGCUGGCCCGGCCGCAGCGCCGUCGUGGCGUCCGCCGGCGUCUGCCGCUGCUGGAGGGCCGUCGUCAAGGAGAUGGUGCGCGUGCCGGAGGAGUCCGGGAAAUUCACCUUCCCCAUCUCUCUCAAGCAGCCUGGUCCAAGGGAUGCCCCAAUUAAAUGUUUCAUUAGGAGGAACCGGGUGACUCAGUCAUAUUCUCUGUGCGUUGGAGUCACUGAUGCGUUAGCUGAUGAUGGGAAAUUUCUACUUGCUGCACGCAGAAGUCGUAGGUCCGCAGGCACUGAAUACCUGAUCUCGCUUGAUGCAAAGAAUACAUCAAAAGGUACCUACAUUGGCAAGCUAAGAUCAAACUUCUUGGGAACAAAAUUUACUGUCUAUGAUGCCCAUCCACCUUGUGCCGGAGCUGUGGUUUCAAAGGGUCCGUCUGCACACAUGAUCGGUUCAGCCCAAGUUUCUCCUGGGGUGCCUGCUGGAAAUUAUCCAAUUUCGCACAUUUCUUAUGAAGCAACUUUUGGUUCUAGGGCGCCAAGAAAGAUGAACUGUGUCAUGGAUUCCAUCCCUGUAUCAGCGAUUAAAGGAGAGACUGCUCCCAUGCAGACUGGACUUCCAUCUGUUAACUCCAACUAUUUUGCAUCAGUUCCAUUCUUCAGGAAAUCAGGUCGUCUGGAUAGUUCAGGUGCUCAGCUAGCCACUCAGAAUGAAGCUAAGAUUGUGCUGAAGAACAAGUCCCCCAGAUGGCAUGAACCGCUGCAGUGCUGGUGCCUGAAUUUCCAUGGGCGGGUCACGGUUGCAUCUGUUAAGAACUUCCAGUUGGUGGCUUCAGGCGAGAGUGAUCCGAAUAACCAGGAUGACGACGACGUGAUACUCCAGUUUGGCAAGAUCGUGAAGGAUUUGUUCACCAUGGACUACCGUUAUCCGAUAUCUGCGUUUCAGGCAUUUGCCAUCUGUCUGAGCAGCUUCGAUACCAAAAUUACUCGCGAAUGA